This is a messenger RNA of Phodopus roborovskii (desert hamster), 1097 nucleotides long. Its product is annotated as olfactory receptor 2A12. The coding region runs from base 150 to 1097 and encodes 315 amino acids. Lineage: Eukaryota; Metazoa; Chordata; Mammalia; Rodentia; Cricetidae. Gene Ontology annotation, biological process: G protein-coupled receptor signaling pathway. Gene Ontology annotation, cellular component: membrane. Gene Ontology annotation, molecular function: G protein-coupled receptor activity; olfactory receptor activity. The record is from RefSeq and is a predicted model, not a curated record. The transcript has a single exon.
UGGUUCCCCAGCUCUCUGAGACCCCUAGAUUUACUUGGCAUUGAUCUUCGUGUUUGGUGCACCUGUUGUAUGAAUGGCAGCAGGGUUGGCAUCUGGGGACUUCUCUCUCAUGAGUGACAGCUCUGCUCUAUUUUUGCAGCAGGAGAAGGAUGCAGAACUUCCUCUGGAGAAAUCGCAGCUCUCUUACUGAGUUUGUUCUUCUAGGAUUCUCCAGUGACACGAAGAUAAAUGGCAUUCUGUUCAGUGUCUUUCUUCUCCUCUACCUCAUUACCCUUCUAGGCAAUGGGCUCAUCAUCACCUUGAUACACAUGGAUUCCCGCCUCCACACACCCAUGUACUUUUUCCUCAGUGUCUUAUCCAUUCUGGAUAUGGGCUACGUUACCACCACAGUGCCCCAGAUGCUGGUACAUCUGGUCUGUGAGAAGAAGACCAUCUCCUAUAUUGGAUGUGUGGCUCAGAUGUACAUCUUUCUGAUGCUGGGAAUCACUGAAUCAUGGCUUUUUGCAAUCAUGGCUUAUGAUAGGUAUGUGGCCAUUUGCCAUCCUCUCAGAUACAAAGUCAUCAUGAGCCCUUUGCUGCGUGGGUCACUGGUAGCCUUUUGUGGGUUCUGGGGUGUCAGUUGUGCCCUGAUAUAUACUGUUUCAGCUAUGAUUCUUCCCUACUGUGGCCCCAACGAGAUCAACCACUUCUUCUGUGAAGUUCCUGCUGUCCUGAAGUUGGCCUGUGCAGACACAUCCCUCAACGACCAGGUGGACUUCAUCCUAGGCUUCAUCCUUCUCUUGGUCCCUCUCUCCCUCAUCAUUGUCGUCUACAUCAAUAUCUUUGCUGCCAUCUUGAGGAUCCGCUCAACUCAAGGGCGGAUCAAGGCCUUUUCCACCUGUGCCUCCCACAUCACUGUGGUCACCAUGUUCUCCAUCCCAUGUAUGAUUAUGUAUAUGAGACCUGGCUCUGAGUCCUCCCCGGAAGAGGACAAGAAGCUAGCUCUUUUCUAUAAUGUCAUCUCUGCCUUCCUCAACCCAAUCAUCUACAGCCUUCGUAAUAAAGACGUGAAAAGGGCAUUCUUCAAGGUGGUAGGAUGCGGCAGUGUGUCAGGAUGA